This is a messenger RNA of Chanos chanos (milkfish), 1308 nucleotides long. It is a transcript of the gene casp9, whose product is annotated as caspase 9, apoptosis-related cysteine peptidase. The transcript is spliced from 10 exons. Lineage: Eukaryota; Metazoa; Chordata; Actinopteri; Gonorynchiformes; Chanidae. Bases 1 to 1308 code for a protein of 435 amino acids. Gene Ontology annotation, biological process: proteolysis; regulation of apoptotic process. The record is from RefSeq and is a predicted model, not a curated record. Gene Ontology annotation, molecular function: cysteine-type endopeptidase activity.
AUGGAUCCUAGACAUAGAGCGAUUCUUCAGCGAUACAGAAACAAACUUGUGGAGCUUUUAAAUCCGACUGAUAUCUGCGAUGGGCUUCUGACACGGGGCAUCUUCACCCAAGACAUGAUCGACGAGAUCCGGGGGUCUGGAACCAGACGCGAUCAAGCUAGACAGUUGGUUAAGGAUCUGGAAACGAGAGGGAGUCAGGCUUUCCCAGCGUUUCUGGAGUGCCUUCGUGAAACUGGGGAUCCUUUGUUGGUGGAUCUCCUACAAGGUGGAAACCCCUCCACACACCCUGUGUCCACUCCUGUGCGGCCGGUUCCUAUGCCAGUACCUAUCUACACUCCAACUGACACAGACAAGUGUGACAGAGGUGAUGUCAUUCCUCCAAGAGAAGUGCCACUGUAUCCAGAGAAACUGGCAAAACCCAUCCCUUCUAGCCCAUGUGAGUCUACAUUUAAGAGUGAGGGGAGACAGAGACGCGACAGCAUCCAGAGCUAUAAAAUGGAUGCUAGCCCAUGUGGACUCUGCCUGAUCAUAAAUAAUGUGGAGUUUGACCCCCUCUCUGACCUGAAAGAUCGUAAAGGCUCUGACAUCGACUGUAACAAGCUGGAGAGGAGAUUCAAGUCUCUCAACUUUGAAACUGUUGUGAAGAGGAACCUAAAAGCAAAACACAUAAGGCAUGAAUUGUCAACGUUAGCUAAAAGGGAUCAUUCUGCAUAUGACUGUUGUGUGGUUAUCAUUCUCUCUCAUGGGACUGAGGCAAGUCAUAAUCGUUUUCCCGGAGCCGUGCAUGGAGUGGAUGGCCCUUCAGUUCCAGUUCAGAUCAUCACAAACUACCUCAAUGGCCAGAACUGCCCAUCACUGCAGGGAAAACCUAAACUCUUCUUCAUUCAGGCUUGUGGAGGAGGUGAGAAGGACAUAGGAUUUGAAGUAACACCGGAUGAGGUGAAGCCCUCAUUUGGAGGCACAGAUGACCAAACAGACGCCAUUCCCAUGUCCUCCAGCAGUGACUCUCUCAGCAUGUCUGAUGAGCCAGAUGCCAGGGCCUCUCUGCCUACACCCAGUGAUAUCCUGGUGUCUUAUUCCACUUUCCCAGGCUAUGUUUCAUGGAGGGACACACAAACUGGCUCCUGGUAUGUGGAAACCCUGGAUCAAAUACUGGAGGAAAAUGCUGCCACUGAUGAUCUGGUGACCAUGUUAAUGAUGGUGAACAACGAAGUCUCUCAAAUCUCUGCUAAAGGCCUUUAUAAGCAGAUGCCUGGAUCUUUUAAUUUCCUGCGAAAACUUCUCUAUUUCCAAGCUAAGAAGACCUGA